Malania oleifera is the source of this 1742-nucleotide messenger RNA. RefSeq lists its product as uncharacterized. Gene Ontology annotation, cellular component: SMN complex. The coding region runs from base 502 to 1554 and encodes 350 amino acids. Gene Ontology annotation, biological process: spliceosomal snRNP assembly. The record is from RefSeq and is a predicted model, not a curated record. NCBI's taxonomy places the organism in Eukaryota, Viridiplantae, Streptophyta, Magnoliopsida, Santalales, Ximeniaceae. Gene Ontology annotation, molecular function: protein binding; RNA binding. The transcript has 7 exons.
GUUAUGAAAAAUUGAAUGAGACAUUUCUUAAGGGAGGGGAAGGUGCGGGUCGUUAGUGUCGUAUAUUCCCCCAAAAAUUCACUCCCUGAACUUUCAGACUAUAAAUAACGCUCAGUCCGCAACAUCCUUCUGGCCCUUCCCAGCCUCUGUAGCCCAUUUGUAAUCUAUUUUGUAGUUUGUUUCUUCUUCAUAUUUUCCUUAUACUGUAGAUCUUUCGUAGGCGUUUUCAUAGUCCUCGAAAUUUGAAAACCAGAUCCGUCAAACUCUUCUGUAAAAAAAAAAAAAAAAAUUGUAAUUUUUUACACAAACAAACCCUAGAUUUUAGUUAUUUUGACAAUCGGUUCUGAUUCAUCCGUGUUUUUUUGUUUGGUGAUUUCUUAGUACGAGGCUGUAGUAUGCUAGUUUAGGGUUUGAAUGUUUGAAUUGUUCCUUCUUGCAUAUCGGAGGGUCACCUCUACGGUUUUCUUUUUUUAAUCCUUUUUUAAUUUUUAAAUUGGGUCCAUGGACAAGAAGAAGGUGGCGGUGCCGCUGGUAUGCCACGGGCAUUCGCGGCCGGUCGUCGAUUUGUUCUACAGUCCGGUCACACCCGAUGGAUUCUUCCUUAUCAGUGCCAGCAAGGAUUCUAGUCCAAUGCUUAGAAAUGGAGAAACUGGUGAUUGGAUAGGAACCUUUGAAGGGCACAAAGGUGCAGUUUGGAGUUGUUGCCUGGAUACUAAUGCUUUACGUGCUGCAUCUGGCUCUGCAGAUUUUACUGCGAAAUUGUGGGAUGCAUUGACUGGGGAUGAAUUGCAUUGUUUUGAGCACAAGCACAUUGUUAGGGCAUGUGCCUUUUCAGAGGAUACACACCUUCUUCUCACUGGUGGAUUUGAAAAAAUACUUCGUAUAUUUGAUUUGAAUCGUCCAGAUGCACCUCCAAGAGAAGUUGAUAAUUCUCCUGGUUCAAUUAGAACUGUUGCAUGGCUCCACAGUGACCAAACAAUAUUGAGUUCAUGCACUGAUAUUGGGGGUGUGAGGUUGUGGGAUGUAAGAAGUGGCAAAAUUGUUCAGACGCUGGAGACCAAGUCACCUGUGACCAGUGCUGAAGUCAGUCAGGAUGGCCGUUAUAUAACUACUGCUGAUGGGUCCACUGUUAAGUUCUGGGAUGCAAAUCAUUUUGGGUUGGUGAAGAGCUAUAACAUGCCCUGCAAUGUGGAGUCUGCUUCACUGGAACCAAAGCUCGGCAACAAGUUCAUUGCUGGCGGAGAGGACAUGUGGGUUCACAUUUUUGAUUUCCAUACUGGAGAAGAGAUCGGAUGCAACAAAGGUCACCAUGGUCCUGUCCACUGUGUCCGCUUUUCACCUGGAGGGGAAUCCUAUGCAUCUGGAUCUGAAGAUGGGACCAUUAGAAUAUGGCAGACGGGCCCCCUAACUCAAGAUGAGAGCGAUUCUCUCACUGCAAAUGGCCCGACUGGAAAAGUGAAGGUUGCAGCUGAUGAGGUUGCCCGCAAGAUUGAGGGCUUUCAAAUAAACAAAGAAGGCAGGGCUGGGGAGAAAGAAAAGGUGGCAAGCAACUGACUUGGCGAAGAUCAUCGGGAGGAUUAAAUGUGUUUUGGGUGUGUGUUUGGCAAGUUGUAGGCUUGUGGGUGCGACUUUUUUGGAACCAUCUUUAUGGAAAUUAGAACAAAUUUUUUUUUUUUCUUUUGUUCUUUGCAUCUCUGGUCCGUCUUUUAUCCAAUUUGUGUGGAGAUCUUGUUGGUUUCUAA